AUGGCGUCACAACCACCAAUUCCUCCGCCAGCUCCCAAGCCGUUGCCACUUGGGUAUGAGUCACCAAAAGACAAGGCAUAUCGCAAAUUGGUUGAACAGCCAUUGGUUCCUAUUGGAAUCGGUGCGACGAUUAUAGCGCUCACACGCGCAGCCAUGGAGAUUAGAAGGGGUAACAGCAGAGCAGCGAACAAGUUCUUCAGAUACAGAGUCUAUGCGCAGGGAGCCACCGUUGUCGCAGCCGUUGGCGGUAUGUGGUACUAUGGUACAGCGCAGGAGCAAAAGGGCGCUAGAAUAGAGAGGGAUCGAUUGGCCCGAACGGCUGAAUUUGAGAAGAGACUUGAUGACCUCAAUCAGGCUGGCGUAGGCGAACAAGCGAUGACUAGCUUCCGGAAACACGCUUCUGAAGCUGAUAAACGCAAGGUUAGCACUAUUGCUGAUCUUGAUCUCACCGGCACUUCCUGGGACAAGUUGCCGGCUGAAACUGCCCCUGCGUCCGAGAAAACACCCGAGAAGACACAGCAAGUCAACACAAGCAACCCACCUAUGCCAACAUCAGGGAGAUUCUCACAGAAAGAUCCAUUGGCUUCGAAUAGAGGAGGUAAAAGCGAGUAA
This is a messenger RNA of Wallemia ichthyophaga EXF-994, 612 nucleotides long. RefSeq lists its product as uncharacterized. The coding region runs from base 1 to 612 and encodes 203 amino acids. The transcript is spliced from 2 exons. Gene Ontology annotation, biological process: mitochondrial respirasome assembly. NCBI's taxonomy places the organism in Eukaryota, Fungi, Basidiomycota, Wallemiomycetes, Wallemiales, Wallemiaceae. The record is from RefSeq and is a predicted model, not a curated record. Gene Ontology annotation, cellular component: mitochondrion.